Molecule: messenger RNA, 3315 nt
Organism: Eriocheir sinensis (Chinese mitten crab)
Lineage: Eukaryota; Metazoa; Arthropoda; Malacostraca; Decapoda; Varunidae
Product: monocarboxylate transporter 1-like
Exons: 15
Coding region: 301-3081 (926 amino acids)
Biological process (GO): monocarboxylic acid transport; transmembrane transport
Molecular function (GO): monocarboxylic acid transmembrane transporter activity
Source: RefSeq, a predicted model, not a curated record
GUGUUUGCCGACUGAGUGUCGGCGGCGGAACGGGGGGCGCCGCAGUGUCCUCCUGGCGUCUCUGUAGGGAAGUAGUUCCUUGGCACUCCAGGCCGCCCACUUACCAUCAUGCCGCCCAUUGCCGGCUACUCAGUAUGACUAGCGUUCGAGCAAGGUGUGGAAAAAGAAAACAAAACUCAUCUUGGGUCAUAAGAUCAACCUAGUCAUGAACACUCGUCCUGUCUAGUCCUGUUCAUUGCCCCCUCCCCACCACCACCACCACCGCUGCUGCCCUCCCCACGUGCCCUCUACUCAGCCAAAAUGAAGCUGGACAAACAGAUCUCGAAGGACGGAGAUAACAAAGACGAUGAACGCAAGGAGGUAAAGAUGGAGAAAGAAACGAAGGAGGAGGUGAACGAGCGCCUCGCCGGAACCUCCUCGGCCUGCCCGGAGCUGCCCGACAAGACGCACCAGGAGCAAUACAGCAAGAUAUCCUUUGACGAUGGCACGGAGAAGACUGACGAAGGGCAAGGGGAGAAGGCCCUGAAGGACCAAUUGGAGAUGUCAAGAAUGGACUCCAAACUGGCACUGGUCAACCUGGAGACAAUCAGGGAAGGCGAGGUGCUAGAGAUUCCCCCCGACACCGCCUCCCCUCCAGCGCAUGGGACUACUCCGUGGGCGAAAUUCUACUUCGAAGACAACACGAGUGAGUUUGAAGGUCGCGAUGAUGGAGGUCAUGGUCAAAACCAGUAUGAGUAUGACGACGAUGCUGCCUCAGUCACCUCACUACCUGGAGAACUUCCGCCCCCCCCUGAUGGCGGGUGGGGGUGGGUGAUUGUGGCCGUGUCCUUCCUCAGUAAUGCUAUAGUGGACGGCAUAGCAUACUCCUUUAGCCCCUUCUUGGACACCAUCUCAACGCAGUUUGAUGCUCCGAAAGGGAAGGUUGCAUGGAUCCCAUCCCUCCUGGCUGGAGUCUAUCUCAGUGCAGGGCCCAUUGUCUCUGCACUGACCAACAAAUUUGGCUGCAGACCUGUAUGCAUAGUGGGUGGCCUUAUAGCCUCAUUUGCAUACUUUCUGACUAUAUUUGCCGAUUCAGUGGAGUACCUCAUGGUCUUUCAAGGAAUUUUGGGAGGGCUAGGCUUUGGGUUAGUCUACUUGCCUGCAGUGGUGUGUGUGGGGUACUACUUUGAGUCCAAGCGAGCCCUGGCCACUGGGAUUGCUGUGUGUGGGUCUGGCAUUGGCACUAUGAUAUUCCCACCACUGUUGAACCUCAUGAUCUCCACCUUCUCAUGGCAAGGCACCCACCUCCUCAUUGCUGGCUUCAUCCUCAAUUGCUGUUGGUUUGGAGCCCUCAUGCGACCUUUGGAGGUGCCACGUAUGAAGAAGAAGGAUCUUCUCCAGCGCCUUGCAGAGGAGAAACGUGCGGCAAUGGAUGGCGGCUCCCUGUGUGAUUCCACCUACCUUACUUACACCCAUCCAGAUGGCUUUGUUGAGCGCAGGGCAAAGAAAGGUAUGAAUCCUGAUCCAGGUGUACACUCUCACCUGAAUUUGUCUGGCUAUUUGACCCCAGUACCAACAAGCUUAACCUUGCCCACCAUCCAGGAGACUCAGGGCAACACUCCACCUGACAAGGAGUCCCCACUGGCAGCCGCUGACACACCCUCCACACCUGCUCCAGAGAAUACUCAAACCAAUGGUCAGGAGAGUCAGACCCUGAUUGGAUCAGGAGGAGAGAGUCACCCACUUCCGGCGAGGGUUGCUGCGCUUGCCUCAGCUACCAAGAUGCCUCGUAACUGUUCCCAGCCUGCCAUGAAUCUAGGCUCUUCUGGUGUCAUCCCCAAGAAUGGAUCAGUCCCUAACUUUGAGAGGAGAUUAUCUAAAGUGGAGUAUGCUAGCACCAUGAAGGUGGUACCAGCCACUCCCAAGGCCUCUUCCUCAAACCUGCGAGCACUUGGAUCACAGGAGAUGCGGCGAAUGUCAGGAGGUUACGGGCGGGUCAACUCCAAUAGCUCCUUUGCAGAUGUAGAUUCUGCUGUCCUCAAGAUCCGACGCUCAUCUUCAAGAUCAAUGAUGCUUCGGCCAAUGUCUCGCCAAGAUAUAUUUUACUCAGGAAGUAUUGCCAACCUGCGGGAGUUCAAGUCUCAAGCCUCUAUGCUGUCAUACCGAGAGUCAGCACUGAACCUGCAAGGGACGGGAGCCUCCAGGGUGGUGCUGGAUGCUUUGGAUGGACCUGAUGAGUCUGAUGAGAAGUGUGCUUGUCUCCCAGAAUCCAUCAGGGGUACUCUAGGUCAGAUGAUGGACUUUUCCCUACUCAAAAAUCCCAUCUUUCUUCUUAUUGGAGUGGCAAAUCUCUUUGGAAUGCUGGGCUUCUACACUCCAUUUGUGUACCUCCCAUCAGCAGCUAUGGAAAAGGGCGUGGAACCAGAAUAUGCUACUUUCCUCAUCUCACUCAUUGGCAUCACUAACACAAUUGGCCGAGUCUUAUCUGGCUUCAUAGCUGAUUUGCCGUGGGUCAGCCCAUUGUGGAUCAACAACAUCUGUAUCAUCUUGUCGGGCGUGUGUGUCUUCUUUACUCCCUUUGCAAGUUCCUACGCCUCCUUCGUGACCCUCUCCCUCUUCUUUGGAUUCUUUGUCUCUGCCUACAUCUCCCUCUCGUCAAUCAUCUUGGUUCAACUUCUGGGACUGUCGCAGCUCACCAAUGCUUUUGGGCUGCUGAUCUUGUUCCGAGGGUCAGCCUCCAUGGUGGGGGCUCCCAUUUCAGGAAGCAUCUAUGAUGCCACACAGAGUUAUGAUAUCUCAUUCUACUCUGCGGGUGCCCUGCUGUUUGUGUGUGCUGCCCUGCACUGUGCAGUUCCCUUAGUCCAACGUUUAUGGAGCCAAGAAAAUAGACCGGUCACCUACACUACCAACGAAGAGUACUUAGCUGCAGUGCCAGAAGAAGGGGAGAGUGAAGCUGGGGUAUCACCAGAUGCAGGUGUUGGAAUUGUUCUGGAUAUCAAACCCAAAGACUUCGCUGUGGUGAUGCAAGAGACUGGGGAGAACAAGAUUAUGCUGGAUGCUACCCAAAACGAGAAGGGCAAAGAAAGUGUUUCCUCCCUGUGAAAGAAAGUAAAAUAAAGCCAAGUAACUUUAUCAUAUAUUUUGCAUAAUUUAUCAGAGACUUUCACAAAAAUAUUUGUAAGCUUACUAGUUGAGUGAAAAUGGACACUUAAGUGAAACGACCAGAGCAAGGCUAUAUCACAAGAAGUUUAAGUGCUGAAUAUCAUAGCCUGCUGAACUAAAUUUGUCUUUCAUUAUGUAGGCUUAUGUCAUACUCAAUAAAUAUAAAUAUGUAAA